Molecule: messenger RNA, 462 nt
Organism: Sclerotinia sclerotiorum 1980 UF-70
Lineage: Eukaryota; Fungi; Ascomycota; Leotiomycetes; Helotiales; Sclerotiniaceae
Exons: 2
Coding region: 1-462 (153 amino acids)
Source: RefSeq, a predicted model, not a curated record
AUGUUCAUCAGAGGUUCGAGAAAUCUAUCCUUGCACCCCGUAGAAGUUGCUUUUCCUAUUUUGCACCCUCCUUGUAGAAGGCGUGAUAGGAUGUCGAGUCCAGCUAAUCAGGGUAACCCGGCAGCAUAUUUCAUAUAUGAUAUCGCCGUUCACUUUUUCUUCCUUAUUCCCCGGAAACUCGUUUUCGUAACUGCAGCAAUAAGGAAUCAUGCUGAACUCAAAGAGCUUGUCUGCGUGUCGCCCCCGCUCGGCGCUCGUUUCAGGGGAAACUCUUUUGGAAUUAGAUAUGGGGAGGCCGUUGAAUCUUUUGGGUCGAACCUCGAUAAGGGACAGCAUCCAAAUUCAACAAUUCAAAAGUGGGAUUGCCAGUUCGGAUCAGCAAAUGCCGUUCCCAAAAGACCAACGGUUGUUAAUGGGAAAAAGCGGAGGACGCUACCUAGAUAUCCUUGCUCCAACGUGUGA